This is a messenger RNA of Megalops cyprinoides (Indo-Pacific tarpon), 3532 nucleotides long. RefSeq names its product endothelin-1 receptor-like. Lineage: Eukaryota; Metazoa; Chordata; Actinopteri; Elopiformes; Megalopidae. Gene Ontology annotation, biological process: G protein-coupled receptor signaling pathway; regulation of blood pressure; enteric nervous system development. Gene Ontology annotation, molecular function: endothelin receptor activity. Gene Ontology annotation, cellular component: membrane. The coding region runs from base 303 to 1628 and encodes 441 amino acids. The record is from RefSeq and is a predicted model, not a curated record. The transcript has 8 exons.
GUAAGACAGAGUUAGCGAGAGAGAGAAAAAGAGAGAGACUAACAGAGAGAGGGAGGGGGGAAAAACUCCACAGGACAGGAAAACCCGGAGACACAAGGCUCAGCACCUCAGAGCAGACGCAGCAAACCUAAUGGGAUACCGCGCAACUUUGAUAACACGUUAAUUACGCAUGUGAUGUGCUACAGAUGUCUGGGGGGCCUCAGCCAAAAGUUCGUCUGACGGUUCCAAGGGAGACAAACAUUUUAGGAACGGCCGGCGGUACAGAGGAAUCUUAUCUCACUAUCUGUUAAUCAGAGGGUGGAAUGUGUGCCAGAAUGGGCAGCAGGAUCCUGCCGGUGUUGCUGGCGCUGUUGUACAUGGCGAACGGCGGAACGUGUCAGAUAAACGCCACGAGCGACGGCCUGGAGAAGGAGCCUCCCGUCUCCAUCCAGCGGCCCCGUUUCCACAGCACCCGCUCGCCGGGCCUCGACCCCCUCCCCACGCGGCCCCAGUGGCCCGCGCCCCCGGCCAAUGGCUCGGCGCGAACGAGGGUUCUCGCGCCUCCCCAGUGCAAGCACUCCACCUCCAUCAAGUGGGUCUUCAAGCACAUCAACACAGUGCUCUCCUGCGCCAUUUUCGUGGUGGGCAUGGUGGGCAACGCCACCCUCCUGAGGAUUAUCUACCAGAACAAGUGCAUGAGGAACGGCCCCAACGCCCUGAUCGCCAGCCUGGCCCUCGGGGACCUCAUCUACAUCACCAUCGCCAUCCCCAUCCACGUGUAUAAGCUGCUCGCGGGGAGGUGGCUCUUUGAAGACCACCCUUUCGGACUCUUCCUCUGUAAGCUGGUCCCUUUCCUUCAGAAGGCCUCCGUGGGCAUCACCGUCCUCAACCUGUGCGCCCUCAGCGUGGACAGGUACAGAGCCGUAGCCUCAUGGAGCAGGGUCCAGGGAGUUGGCAUUCCUCUCCUGACAGCCGUCGAGAUCAUCUCCAUUUGGGUCUUGUCCUUCAUCCUGGCGGUGCCUGAGGCCAUUGGGUUUGACAUCGUCGUCUUCGAAUACAAAAACAUCACAAUACGAACCUGCAUGCUGAAACCACAGACUCCGUUCAUAGAGUUUUAUAAGAAUGCUAAGGACUGGUGGCUCUUUGGGUUCUACUUCUGCUUGCCUCUGGCCUGCACUGCCAUCUUCUACACCCUCAUGACCUGCGAGAUGCUUAACCGCCGGAACGGGAGCCUCAGGAUUGCUCUGAGCGAGCAUCUCAAACAGAGGCGUGAGGUGGCCAAAGCGGUCUUCUGCUUGGUGCUCAUAUUUGCUCUCUGCUGGUUCCCUUUACAUCUAAGCAGGUUAUUAAAGAAACUACUGUAUACACAGAAUGACACCGGGAGAUGUGACCUUCUCAACUUCCUGUUGGUGCUCGACUACUUGAGCAUAAAUCUGGCCACCAUCAAUUCCUGUAUAAAUCCCAUCAUCCUUUAUUUUGUCAGCAAGAAAUUUAAAAACUGCUUCAAGUCCUGUCUGUGCUGCUGGUGUCACUCAGGGACGCUGAUAAGCAGCAUGGUGCCGCUGAACGGGACAAGCACACAGUACAAGACCCAGGAGGCCAACAACCACAACCACGACCGCAGCCUGAGGAAGGACAGCGACAACUGAGCGCCUCCUCUGGACGCUCCCUGAUUGAGCUGUGCGAGGUCGAGGAGUAAAAGCUUCACCACGACCGCCUGCACCCGCAGACGCAGAGAUACGGACUGGAUUUGGCAGCAGUGCUGAGCCCCAGAACCUCAGGGGUUACACCGUUCACUUACACAGAGGACUACAGCAGUGCUGAGUGUGUUAUUUUUGUAAAAAAUAAGCAUAUAUAAAGACAAAAAGUGUUACAUAAAAUAUUUCAUGUAAGGAAUGGUGAGACAUUUUGCCGUCAGGACUCAGACAGAGGAAGGAGACUGGAGCGGGACGCUGCUGAAAGCAAAGCUAUAAACCGCUCACCUCAGUAGCGUAGUUUGUUUUUGACUCCAUACUAAGUGUGCCGAUGUCAGCAACGCAGCUGCCAGCAGCAGGAAGGAAGACUGAAGCGGGGGCCAUGUCUGGGCUGAUGUCAAGCACCACGGCGUUCACUGCAGGAUGCCACGCUGCCCUCUGUAUGGACUGACUGCAGGGGGCGCUGCCGAGAGACUUUUCAAAUCUCACGUCGGCACAGAUGACAUUCACAGACGUUUCUCUGAUUGUGAACUGCAUACAUGCGUUCAUGUCCUAUUAAGGGGGGCUGUCUGUGUCAGUGUUUAGCAACCAGCAUGUUAUGAAGAUUGGAAGAUGGAAGAAGCCAGCAGAUUUUCCACAUUAUUUACAAAUUUACAUUAGAGCAUUGUGUGCUGUAUUUAUAAAAGGUGUUUAUUUGAGCAAUACAAAAUAUUUACUACUCUAAUUUUCUAUUAUCUGUUACUAUAUUUUAGCCCAGCUGGUGUUACAUAUGGGAAGGGCAAGCAAAUCAAGAUGUGCCCAGUUUAAAAUCAGUGACAAGGCUAAUGCUAAUAUCUAACAGAUAAUUCUGGACAAUGAUAACGCUAAUGUUUCACAGAUAAUUCUGGACAAUGUUAAAGCUAAUGUUACACGGUUAAUUCUGGACAAUGCUAAAGCUAAAGUUUCACAGAUAAUUCUGAACAAUGCUAAAGCUAACAUUACACAGAUAAUUCUGCACAAUGCUAAAGCUAAAGUUUCACAGAUAAUUCUGGACAAUGUUAAAGCUAAUGUUACACAGAUGACUCUGUACAUUGCUAAUGUGAGUGUUUCACAGAUAGCUCUGGACAAUUCCAAUCCUUAUUUUUUUCAGUAACUCUGACUGUAUCUGUGAGACUACGUGUAUGAAUGAUUCCACUAACAGAGCCCUCAGUACACAGGGUCAAAUAGGGUUAAUGAUGUCAUCCAGCACUUCUGCCUUCUUUAUGGGGCCACAAAGCAGAGGUGCCCAUUAGUGGCUACAAUAGGAAGCUGAAGGUCACUGUGUCAGCCAUGAAACAGCACUAUCUUGUCUCUAUUCAUGUGUGACAAGGCUGUUAACCGCCUCAUAAAGCAAAGAGGAGCAACGGCAGAGGAGGUGGUUGAAGUUUACAUCCCGCAGGGGCUCAGGAGAAUGUGUGUUGAGUUUGCCUUACUGUUGAAACACUUGUGAUAGACCUGACAGGCUCAUGAAUGAAGACAUAAAAGCCUUAAGGAGGAGAGAGGUCAAUAUUUACUCCACUUCUGAAAAAGGGCUGUAAAACAGUAAGAAAAUUAUACCCCAGACAAGCAGUGAUUUUACUGUACCAAGGGGUUAAACUGUGUUUAUUGGGGUUUAUCAUGUUUAUAUUUUUGGUGUUGUCAUCAUUUAAAAUCCUAUAUUUUGUAAUAUGUGAUAUGGCAGUAUAACAUAUGUGUUUUGUCUAUUAGCCAGUGCCUGAGUUAGGAAUGAAUAUAUGAUGAAUUAUGUUCAAUAAUGUUAUUAGCGCAUGAGAGGGAAUAAUAUCAACAACAUGUAUUUUUAUUCAUAUCAUACUUUAUACUUGUCUAUGUAUUUAGGUGUG